AUGGCUCAAUACCAUAACCUGUGUAAAUUUCUCCAUAUUCUGGAACCAUGCACUGAUCCAGACCAACUGACAUCAACACUUGUGAACAUCUCUCUGGCAUCACAAGUGGCUUACACGUUUAAAGUAGGAUUCCUAUAUGUGUACAAUCAAUUACACCAAUUGCUGUCGGAAAUUUAUACAUGCUUUGCCAAAUCCGCUUGGCCUCCAUCAGUUCAUGGUUGGUAA
Acanthoscelides obtectus is the source of this 225-nucleotide messenger RNA. The record is from the annotation of a GenBank genome assembly. NCBI's taxonomy places the organism in Eukaryota, Metazoa, Arthropoda, Insecta, Coleoptera, Chrysomelidae.